UUCCUGGACCCUACCGCACUCGAUCAUUCCCCUCUCUCUCUUUCUCUCUAUUGUUUGUUUUCUUCGCCCCCAAUUCACACACUCUUCCCCUCUUCCCCACCUUCUUCAUUGAUCACCGCGCGAUCUCUGGACAUGGCUACCGUAAAUGGUGCCGCCGACUUCAACACCUGCGCUGUACUCGGCGCCAGGGGAUUUGUAGGCCGCGUCUUGGUCGAGAGGCUUUUGACUCGAGGCAAUUGGAUCGUCCGCCUCGCCGAUUCCCAUAACUCUCCCGACCUCAAACCAUCUGAGACUCUUCUCGCCGAUGCCUUGGCCUCCGGCCGUGCCUCCUAUUUUCAGGUUGAUGUGCGCCGUGAAUCCGAAAUUGCUGAAGCAAUACAAGGUGUUUCUGCUGUAUUUUAUACUGAUUAUGUAGAUUCACUCCCCUCAGAUUUCUAUUCAUGCUACAAGAUCAUUGUCCAGGGUGCAAGAAAUGUAGUGGAUGUUUGUCGUGAAUGUAAAGUUAAUCGGUUAAUUUACAACAGUUCUGCCGAUGUAGUUUUUGAUGAUAUCCAUGAUAUAUAUGAUGGAGAUGAAUCCAUGCCAUAUUCUGGUCGAUUUUGGGACAUGGUUACUGACCUUAGGACUCAGGCUGAGGCUCUGAUCAUAUCUGCCAAUGAUGCUGGUGGCCUUUUGACAUGUGCACUUCGACCUUGCAAUGUAUUUGGAUCUGGAGAUAAACAAUUAUUACCCUUGCUGGUGACUAUGGCAAAAUCCAAAUGGGCCAAGUAUAUUAUAGGAAGUGGAAACAGUAUGUCAGACUUCACGUAUGUAGAUAACGUUGCUCAUGCUCUUAUCUGCGCUGAAGAAUCACUAAGCUCCGUGUCUGUGUCUGGAAAGGCUUAUUUUAUUACAAAUCUGGAGCCAAUGCUGUUUCGGGAAUUUGCAUUUCUUUUAUUGGAGAGCUUAGGUUACCACAGGCCAGUCAUAAGUCUCCCUGUGUGGGUUGUCCAAUAUGUCCUUUUUUUCAUAAAAUUGCCACAUGUGAAUUCAGACUCUGGAGAGCUUGAUCUUCGUGCUUCUGCUUGCAAGAUUGCUACAUUAGGUUUACGUACGAGGACAUUUAAUUGCUCUGCAGCUCAGAAAAAUAUUCAGUACACACCAAUUGUUUCUAUGGAAGAAGCUCUGAAAUUGACUGCUCAUGCAUUCUCUGAUUUAGCAAUAGAUUCUCCUAUCAUGAGAUACAAGGACUUCAAUAAACCAUCAAAAGUGGAAAGGCUUUUAGGCAAUGGAAAAGUUGCAGAUAUUUUGCUGUGGAAAGAUGAGAAGGAAACUUUUCUUUGUUUCUUUUCACUUGCUCUACUUUAUCAGUGGUUUUUCCUCUCUGGAAGAACUUUUAUCUCAUCUGUUGCUUAUCUGCUCCUGCUGACCGUUUUAAUGCUUUGUGGCCAUUGCAUUCUACCGUUUACUGGAUAUGGAUCUAGAAUGCCUAGAUUAUCAUCAUCAUGUUUUGAGAUCUCAGAAGUUAAUAUGAGAAGCUUCUUUUUCACCAUGAGAUGCAUAUUGAAUAAGCUAGAUUGUCUGUCAAAGUCACUGGCAAAAGGAGAAGAUUGGUCUACGUUCUUAAAGGUGUCCAUUUUCCUCUACUUUUGCAAGUGGAUUGUUCCUCAUUACUUGACCACGGCUCUUGGUUUAGCAUUAAUUCUUUCAUUCACGCUGUGCUUCGUGUAUGAACAAUACGAGGAUAAAAUUGACGAGAUUGCUAUAAUAGCAUUCAGCAUUGCAAAGAAUGCCUCCAUCUUCUUCAUAAGCAAACUGCCCAUCGCCUCGCGUAUGGUUCCCAUUCCCUCAGACAGUGAUGCUACGGAAGAGUGAGAAAAUUCGAAUAGAUGGUGAUGGUGGUUGAGAACAAGCCUGGACGUCCCAACAUUCUGUGUAACUACGCCCUUGUAAUACUGUAAGUAACCUAUGUAGAGAUGCCGAUGCUAGCUACUUCAUGUUUUAAUUAGUCUUUCUUAUAAAUCUACUCAGAUAGUUCAGUAGUCUCCUGAAGAAUGCGUUGCCAACUAUUUGAUGCAUAUCCUUCACUUAACCAUUGCUUUUGUUUUUUGUUACAUGCGGUUUCUUUUCUCUUGGCU
Messenger RNA from Andrographis paniculata, 2117 nucleotides. RefSeq names its product 3beta-hydroxysteroid-dehydrogenase/decarboxylase. Gene Ontology annotation, molecular function: 3-beta-hydroxy-Delta5-steroid dehydrogenase (NAD+) activity. The record is from RefSeq and is a predicted model, not a curated record. Gene Ontology annotation, biological process: steroid biosynthetic process. The transcript is spliced from 12 exons. The annotation marks the transcript as partial. NCBI's taxonomy places the organism in Eukaryota, Viridiplantae, Streptophyta, Magnoliopsida, Lamiales, Acanthaceae.